This is a messenger RNA of Cryptomeria japonica (Japanese cedar), 2309 nucleotides long. Its product is annotated as protein NRT1/ PTR FAMILY 5.1. The record is from RefSeq and is a predicted model, not a curated record. The transcript is spliced from 5 exons. The coding region runs from base 257 to 2149 and encodes 630 amino acids. Gene Ontology annotation, molecular function: dipeptide transmembrane transporter activity; tripeptide transmembrane transporter activity. Lineage: Eukaryota; Viridiplantae; Streptophyta; Pinopsida; Cupressales; Cupressaceae. Gene Ontology annotation, cellular component: membrane. Gene Ontology annotation, biological process: dipeptide transport; transmembrane transport.
AGUCUUGUGUAAGCAGUUAUCUAUUCCAUUCUUCCUGAUUAUUCUUGAAUUUCUUAGGUAGUUACUUCGUUCAGGGCUACCUCUAGUUGCUCAUUCACAUCUCUUUGUUUCUUCAAUAUCAGAUAAGCGAGAUAACAUAUAUAGUUGCCAUACAAGCUGUGUUGUAUUGUAUUGUGUAGUGUUUUGUCCUGUUUUACCUUUUCUAAGAGCAGGGAUCCUUCAUUUUCCUGCCGCUGUUGUUUUGUGAUUCUAUGAGAUGGAAAUUGCAGAGUUGGAAGCAGCUGGCAGGAAGAUGGAGACACAUCAGACAGAUAAAGAAUAUACCAUGGAUGGGUCUGUUGAUCUGUGGGGAAAGGGAGUGGAGAGGGCCAAGACUGGAAGAUGGAGAGCUUGCUCCUUCCUCAUUGGGUAUGAAGCAUUCGAGAGAAUGGCUUUCUAUGGCAUUGCUUCCAAUCUGGUGAUCUACUUGACUAAAGAGCUGCAUGAAGGCACAGUAUCUUCAGCCAGGAAUGUCAACAACUGGACCGGAGCAGUUUGGCUCACUCCAAUUCUGGGUGCCUAUAUCUCUGAUACAUACUUCGGCAGAUACUGGACCUUCUUAGCUUCUUCAAUUAUUUAUCUACUGGGAAUGGUGCUUUUGACACUGGCAGUGUCCUUAAAAUCCCUAAAGCCACCUCAUUGCGGAAAGGGGCUAGUAUGCCAGAAGGCCAAUAGCCUACAGAUUGGCUUCUUUUACUUUUCAUUGUAUGUUCUUGCAAUUGGCACAGGGGGCACCAAGCCAAACAUCUCUACUUUUGGUGCAGACCAGUUUGAUGACUUCCAUCCAAAGGAGAAGCUGCAGAAGAAUUCCUUCUUCAACUGGUGGAUGUUCACUGUCUUUUUCGGAGCCCUGGUUGCCCAGACUGCACUGGUCUACGUUCAGGAAAAUGUUGGCUGGGCUUUAGGCUAUGGGAUUCCUACUGUAGGACUAUUUAUUUCACUGGUAAUAUUUAUGGCAGGGACUCCUUUUUAUAGGCACAAGGUUCGAACCCAGGACAGCCCCAUCAAAAGGGUUUUUAGGGUUUUAGUAUCGGCUAUUUCCAAGUGGAGAGUGCCUGCUCCUGACGAUGUAUCCAAACUUCAUGAAUUGAAUGAUACGGAAUACCAGGCUGCUGGGAAGCGCCGUAUCUUUCAUUCUCCAGCCUUAAGAUUCCUGGACAAGGCCGCCAUGAGAGUGGAAAGCGGCACCAAUGGGACAACGCCACGUCUUUGCACAGUAACAGAAGUGGAGGAAACAAAGCGGAUGAUCGGGAUGGUGCCUGUGUGGGUGGCGACAGUGAUACCCAGCACUGUCGUGGCCCAGGUAAACACGCUGUUCGUGAAGCAGGGCACCACGCUGGAGCGCCACGUAGGACCAGGUGGCUUCGAGAUUCCCGCCGCAUCUCUCAGCGCAUUCAUCACGCUCUCUAUGUUGAUAGCUGUCCCCAUAUACGACCGCCACGUGGUGCCACUGUUGCGCCGCCACACAGGGAAUCCACGUGGCAUAACAAUGCUGCAGAGAAUGGGCAUCGGUUGCGCCGUCCAGAUCCUAGUCAUGGUUUUCGCCACGUUGACCGAGGCCAAGAGGGUCCACGUCAUCCGCCAGCACGGACUGGAGGCCAGCAAGGACCCUGUUCCCAUGAGCAUUCUAUGGCUCCUUCCACAGUACUCCCUCAUGGGGGUCACUGACGUGUUCGUCGUCAUCGGCAUGCUCGACUUCUUUUACGACCAAUCACCUGUUGACAUGCAGAGCCUCGGUACUGCCUUUUUCACUACCAGUCUCGGGAUCGGCAAUUUUGUCAGCAGUUUUCUCCUUACCACCAUUGAGAAAUUAACCGGAAGAAAUGGGCACAAGAGCUGGAUAACCAACAAUCUCAAUGACUCACACCUUGAUUACUACUAUGCCUGCAUAGCUAUUCUCUGCUUCCUCAACAUGCUCUUGUUCAUUUUUGUUGCAAAGCUGUAUGUCUACAAGGAAGACACGAGUACAGUGAACAACAGUGAAAAUAAGGGCAGCAACAAGUUCAACAGCCAACUACCUCCUCCCUCAUCCACCCAUGGAUUGGAAUUCUUAAAUCUCAUAAAAGUUCAACCCACUGAAGGCUUUGAGCUGUCCCCUUCCUCAAAGUGAUGGUAGUAAAAACUAGGACAUCUUUGUAUCUACAAAGGUGAUGUAUAUUAUGUUUGUCAUAGGAAUGCCAAAGUUACAUGUAGUUCUGUAUUCUUAUUGUAUGUUUCUUGAAAAGAAGGCCAAGUAGCCAUAUCAUCAAAUAGAUAUUGAAUUUAGUUUA